AUGGGUAUUCCAGGGCUUAUCAAUGCUAUUGGCCCAGGAGAGCGUAUCUCUCUGGCCAAGUUGGCAGUGACGCACCUGGAGCGAACAGCAAGGCCGAUCCGCAUUGCAGUCGACAUUUCGAUCUGGCUCUUUCAAGUCCAAGCCGGUCGAGGCGGAAGAAACCCAGAGUUACGCACCCUAUUUUAUCGAUUAUUGAAAUUACUUGCAUUGCCAGUUCACCCCCUUUUUGUCUAUGAUGGACGGCAAAAACCAGCUUUCAAGAGAGGCAAAGCAGUCUCAGCCCGCAGUUAUGGCAAUACGCCGAUCAUCAAGCGCUCAAAGGACCUCAUUGAGCGAUUCAGGUUUCCGUGGCAUGAGGCACCCGGCGAGGCAGAAGCCGAAUGUGCACGGCUGCAGCAGGCAGGUAUUGUAGACGCUGUCAUGAGCAACGACGUCGAUGCAUUGAUGUUCGGAUCGUCUUUGACCAUCAUGAACUUCUCAAAAGAGAGCGGAAGCGGCAGCUCUUCCGCGACUCAUGUCACAUGCUAUGCGAUGGGACAGGAUGGGCAUCCAUCAAACAUACCCCUUGACCGACCGGGAAUGAUUCUAUUCGCUAUGCUCAGUGGAGGGGACUAUCUACCAUCUGGUGUUCCGAAAUGUGGCAGUAAGCUUGCUGCAGAGAUUGCCAAAGCUGGGUUCGGCGAGGAUCUUUUGCAGGAGCUUGCAUCGCACGCAGACGUGGACACAGGAUUGAACGAGUGGAGAGAAAGACUCCAGUACGAACUUGAGGAGAACGAGAGUGGCUAUUUUACGACGAAACAUCCAGCAGUUCGAAUUCCAGACGUUUUUCCGGACCGACAAAUUCUCGAGUACUAUGCCCGGCCCAAAGUUUCCAGCGAUGAAGUGAUGAGCUCUUUGAAAAGUCGACUCGCGCAGGCCUGGGAUAACGAUAUCGACCCCUUGGCAAUCCGGGCAUUUGCCGCAGACCACUUUGAAUGGAACUAUCGAUCAGGGGCAAGGAAAUUGAUCAGACUGCUGGCCGAGCCUCUUGUCUCGUACAGACUCCGUCUCCAAAGGCCGGUUCUAGGCGUAUCGCCUGGUUUUUCAUUUGUGCCCGAUUGUCCUCCUGGCAUGCAAAAGGUGUAUCGAAGCCGGUCAAGCUUCGGCACUGAUGCAAUGCCAGAACUCCAACUAGAUAUGCUGCCGGCAGAUAUUGUUGGGCUGGAUCUCCUUGCCGAAGAACCAAAUCCGCCUGUUCCAUCCCAAACUAGCGUACAGGAAGGUGAGGAAGAAGACGAUCCGGAAGUAAUUGCUGGGUCGCCACCUCCGACACCAUCGAAGUCUCGGGUCACAAAACGAUUUGAUCCGUUCUCCCUCGAAAAGGUCUGGGUAUUCGAGACUGUCGCAAGAAUAGGUGUUCCUGGAGUCGUCAAAAGCUGGGAGAAGGAACAGGCCGAAAAAGCCGCGAAAGCCGCGGAAGCCGCGGCAAAGAAGAAGACCAGUACUCGACGCACUGGUCCCAAGAAAAAGGGACCAAUCGACGCUGGGAUGAAACGAGGGAGUAUCUUGAAAUACGGAACCCUCACGAAAGAGAAAUCCGAAUUGUCAACGACUAAACAAACCCACUUGUUGGAAGCCACUACAUCGACCCAGAAUCCUCUUUCCCGGCUUGUUUCCGGUUCUGGAUCUUCUUCACCAGUAAUUGUCGACCAGGAAAACGAUCCUUUCUCCUCUCCGAGCAUGUAUAUUCAGCAGAGUCCAUCAUUGACGAGGCACUACGUUUCUCGGGAGGUCGACGAUCUCCUUGAUACAUUCUCUUCAAUGUGUAGCUUGUCUCCUGCCAAUAUCAAGCGUCACCCCAUGUCGAACCAGUCCCGCCUUAGAUCAAGGCGUACAGCUUUGGGAACUGGUGGGGUUGAUAUUGAAGAAUCGGACGCGCUGGGCAUGAACACCGAUUAUUCUCCGUCUCGACCGGCAAGGCGCAUGGGGCUCAAAAUUAGCUACUCGGUCUCCGACGUUUGUGAAUCUGACAGUUUCUUGGAGGACUUCCUAGUUGAAACACCGAUGACAAUGCCCUCUCCGUCCAGGAAGACUCUGCCUAAGUCAAAGAAGAUUCCCAAGGUGCAGCGUGAGGAACAGGCCGGGGUUGAACACAUCGAAAAAGCCAUCGAGUCCCUUUCUCUGUCCUCGAAAAUUGACGAGGAUCAGCACGAAAACACCGCGACUCUCUCAUUGCGUCAGCCCUCGACGAAGAAGGCACCGCAACCAAGAAAAGUUCGCACUCGUUCCUCCAAGGUCGAAGCUGUCGAACCACCCAGUUCCUACAGUCAAGCAACCCCCAAGCCCGAACUUGAGCCGGGGCAUACAUUGCCAUUGAACUUGAAAACGUGCGAAAACAACGAGACCAACGUAAACAGGUCUCCCAAGAAGUCUUCAAAGGAGACAACGAGCACGAUCUCGAAGCACAAGACCACCGGCCACCUCGAAAACAUCAUAUUACACGACGGCUUCUGGUCGAUCGACCAAUCUCCGCCUGGACAAGAUCCAUGUGAAGGCUCAACUGCCGAUAGCCUGAGCACAUCGCGCAGACAGGCUGCCAAGAAGAAAAGAAUCCCACGCGUCAGCAUCCUUGACCUCGUUUGA
Penicillium mononematosum is the source of this 2622-nucleotide messenger RNA. RefSeq names its product crossover junction endodeoxyribonuclease. The transcript is spliced from 2 exons. The record is from RefSeq and is a predicted model, not a curated record. The coding region runs from base 1 to 2622 and encodes 873 amino acids. Gene Ontology annotation, molecular function: crossover junction DNA endonuclease activity; 5'-flap endonuclease activity. Lineage: Eukaryota; Fungi; Ascomycota; Eurotiomycetes; Eurotiales; Aspergillaceae.